ACGGAAAAGAGAGCCAAGAAGACUUAACACAAGUAAGAAAAAAAAUACAAAAACAAAAAAAAAAGAAACAUUGUAGAAAAUUAAAAAAACCACAAACAAACAGACCAAAAGAAUACAACAACGAUAACAUACACCGAAAAAAGUUGUCAGUGUCCCUGCUCUGUUGUUCGUAAAUGAUUUGAGUCAUCUUUGUGUCAAGAAUAUGCUUCAGGCAAAGAGUUUUAAGAAGAUGCCAGAGCAAGCUCUUUGUCAGAGCAGGCUCUUUGCCAGAACAGGCACUUUGCAAAACAGGCUCUUUGCCAGAACAAGCUGUUUAGAAACACACACAAAAGAAGUCGUUAAUGAAAAUGUUCUGAAAAUUUGCAUGUGAAAAAUUUUGGGUUACUGCUGUCAUUCUUCCAUAAUUAUUCAUAUGUCUCCUUGAGAAAUGUGCUCUUGCGUUAUAUUUUCAUUCAUCUCAAGAGGAAUAGCUAUCCCGACGAGUUAAGACAAAGAGACUCAAAGUUUGUUCCAGCAUCACAUAAAAUCCGGUCUAUAGGAAGAACAGAACAUAGUAGACGCACUGGGGAUUGUUAUUGGAUCCACCACCAAAAACUCCAGACAAACUGCAUUAUAUUUUGGACGGAACUCCCUUGAAAUCACAGGCAUAUGUCCUCUCAAGUAUCACCUAGAAACAUGGCGUCUGAGUCGCUCCAUUCUCGCCAAAACAAAGCAGAUACGUUCGUCGUUUCAAUCCCUGACGACGCAAAUGGCAACCAGCUGUUUUUAAAGAGAUUGAACGAAAUAUACAGCCCUGCGCUAAAGUUGUUGAAGCUUUUCGGGGCGUACUAUGGACAAACUAAUUUAAAACAUUUGGAAUGCAGGCCAACCAGUCGGCGUGGAAAACAAAUAUUUUCGAAGAUAUAUUGUGGUCUGAUGAUUUCCCUUUUAUGCCUUGACUGCGUUAUGGCUGUCUCUGGGAUUUUUACCUCAGGGGCAGAAUUUGUCUUUUUGAUGUUUGCUCUUAUAAAACUUAUGAUAGUUAUCUGUGGAAUAACCUCAUUAGCUUUCCUUCCUUUAACUACUCCCAGAAGAUGUCGAUUCGAACAAUAUCUUCGUAGCUUAAUCACAAACAGCAAAGGUAUCAAUUUUAAUUUUGUGAGGAAAAAGUCGAGAAAAGGCUUCAUAGUUAUCUGUUUACUUUAUGUACCAAUUGUUACGUUUGCCGUUAUCGGUGAUCAAAAGUUGGACCUUGGCCUUACUUGUUGUAAGCCUUGGAGUGAGUGGUUUGGCUUUCGAGUGAUUGCGCAGUUGUCUACAAUUAUUGGCAGUGCAGUGUGGUUGCUUUCGAUGUAUUUCUUCUAUCUAACCUGUAGAAUCCUAGUAGAAUGUUUCGAUGGGCUUUAUAAGAGAAUGUCAUCAUUAUCUCCGCUCUCAGCGGACUUUCCAUCUUUGAAAAUGGAACAUCACAAGUUAUGCGAAGUAGUCGAACUUGCCGACAAGAUGCUCGCUCCACUCCUUCUCGGGGUUGUGGCGUUAUACAUCCCAAUGCUGUGCAUCAGUUUUUACAACUCUGUCAUUUUCCAAGAGGAUUUGAAGUUGAUGGCCCUUGCUGCUAAUAUUUCCUGGUGCUUUAUUGCAGCAGGCGUCUUAGCAAUUGUCCUGUUCUUUGGAUCUAAAGUCAGCGAAAAGAUUCACAGUUUUCAAAAGAUUUUGCAAACGCUUCCCGUCUCGACAGCAGAGGAAGCAAAGGUAUUGCUAUUUUUACUCGACCUUCAAGGAGAACCGAAAGGUUUAUCAAUUGGAGGAUUGCUGGUCAUAUCCAAGUCCACAUCCUUGGCGAUUGCUGGAAUGAUUGUCUCCUACUUCACAGUUCUUCUAUCUUUGCCGCGUUGACGUUUGAAAGAUAUAACAUCGUUUAGUUAUGUCAAUUAGAUGGUUCUCAGAUUUCAAUCGAGGGCUAGUCUCUAUCACUGAAAUUGUUGGUUUUCUCGAGGUAAAAAUUGAUGUCAAGGAGAAGCCUUGUGACAUUUUAUCCUUUUUGGUAGCAAUGCAGCCUUCAGUAGACUUGCCAUUUUAAAGGUUGUUGUAAAGUUCUGACUUGUGCUCUGGAGCAUGCUUUUCAUUUAUACGAAAAUAUUGUGAUAUAGAAAUGAAAUAUGUAAAAAUUUAAUAAUAAGUCUUAUUUAGUGACUGAUGCAAAUCCUUAUAAUUAUGCUCAGAUAGCCCUUGAUAGGUUUAUUGUAAGCCAUGAUAAUAGUUUUGUAGGUUGUACUGACAAAGGAUUGUAAAAAUUUGUAAUAUUAUGGCGCCAUAAUAAGAACCGGUUUUUGGUAGUAAUAUUACUAGGCUUAUAACAAAUGAUACAAUUUCUUUAGAGAUUGUUUAGUGUUUAAUUUUUUUAUCAGUUCACAUUGAUAUUUGUAAAAGUUGCUUAAAAACCAUGUUGAUUAAGAAAAUUCACGUCUUAAUCGAUAAAAUUCUCUCAAAA
Molecule: messenger RNA, 2470 nt
Organism: Pocillopora damicornis (cauliflower coral)
Lineage: Eukaryota; Metazoa; Cnidaria; Anthozoa; Scleractinia; Pocilloporidae
Biological process (GO): sensory perception of taste
Cellular component (GO): membrane
Source: RefSeq, a predicted model, not a curated record